Molecule: messenger RNA, 2302 nt
Organism: Sinocyclocheilus anshuiensis
Lineage: Eukaryota; Metazoa; Chordata; Actinopteri; Cypriniformes; Cyprinidae
Product: DENN domain-containing protein 2D-like
Exons: 16
Coding region: 336-1979 (547 amino acids)
Cellular component (GO): cytosol; nucleoplasm
Source: RefSeq, a predicted model, not a curated record
UAAAAUGAAAGCAGAAGCGGCAAAGUGAUUCAAGACUUGUACACCAAAGCAAACACACACACACACACACACACACAAGACAGAAGCUGUAUAGUGACUUAGAAAGGACAAAGACAGUGAAAAGAAUCACAUGGUAGUGAGAGCUUGCCUAGUUCAAGGUGGGUGAGGAGAAAGUAAAUAGACGAAACUGGUUCAGCAGGUAAACCGGCAUGAAACGACUGUUGUGGACUGCUAGCACGCUCAAGUGAUGUAAAUAUUUAAUCAAACCGAAGAUUUGCAACCUUCUCAAGCUACAAAUCGGAGACACGAGAGAAAGUUUGCACUGUGGUGACACAAUGACAUCAUCCAGGAAAACCUGGGCGUUCUCCUCUAUGCGUUCAAAGACUAGAGCGCCACUGGAUGAAGGGGAAAAUUAUUUCAGAAGAAGAUUGUUUUCUUCUUUUAGAAGUGAUCGACGUGAACAAAGAUCUCAAGGAGAGGAAGAUGACACAGAUAAGAGAAGAACUCUCUCGGAUACAGAAAUUGAGACCAACAAAGGUGUCUUUCUUCCAGGUGAAGAUCAACCAGACAUGGGAGCCAUGAAGAGGUUCAGUACCUUAUUUUCGUCCUUCCGGGGAAAAAUCAGCAAAGACAGAACUGGUAAGGAACCAGAUCUGCCUGCUAGCAGAGAGCUCUCUUCCGUGGAAGAAAAGGCAAAGGAGCAGCGAUACGCUAGCGGGCAGUUUUUCUUCGAAUAUCUGGUGGUGGUUCGGCCUAAAAAGACCAAAGAUGGGAUAUAUGAGCCACAGAUCAUCUAUCAGUUCCCUAAGAAGGAUGGAAUGGUGCGAUUUCAGAAGGAGGAGGAAGAGAAGACAUUAAAGGCACUCACACUUUUUUGCUUCCCAGAGGGUGUAAACUGGGCGCCCUUAACAGAAUAUCCCAGUGAAACAUUCUCUUUCGUGCUUACAGAUGUUGAUGGAACGAGGAAGAAUGGAUACUGUAGGAGGCUACUGCCUGAUGGGAAGGGGGCUCGUCUGCCUGAGGCCUACUGUAUCAUCAGUAAUUUAGCCUGUUUUGGACUCUUUUCCAAGAUCUUUGAUGAGGUGGAGCAGCGAAGAAAAAUCUCAAUGGCAAUGAUUUACCCAUUUAUGCAGAGCCUGAGGGAAUCGGCGUUUCCUGCCCCUGGACACACUGUUAAUAUCAAAAGUUUUAUUCCAGAAAGAGGCACUGAGAUCAUCAGUUUGACUCGUCCGACAGACUCCUGGCUGGAGCAUGUAGAUUUCCGCACAUUGUUCAAAUGCCUUUCAGAUGAGGAGGUGCUCCAGGUGUUUGCUGCUACUGUGCUAGAGCGGAGGAUCAUCUUCAUCGCUGACGAGCUUGGGACGUUGUCUCAGGUGAUCCACGCAGUGGCUGUAUUCCUGUAUCCAUUCAUCUGGCAGCACACGCUCAUUUCCAUUGUUCCCGAAAUCCUAAUCGACGUCGUCAUGGCACCCACACCAUACCUGCUGGGUGUCCAGAAAAGUCUUGCAGAUCAGGCCACUGACCAGACCGAGCUGCUUGUUGUUGACUUGUCAGAAGGCAGGAAGGAGACAUUUAUCAAGAGUAUGGGAGAUGAGGACACAAUAUUACCUCACAAACUCAAAGAUGAAAUCAAGCAGGCCCUCAGUGCCAAAAAUGAGAAUUCAAGUCUUGAGGAGUUGAACCAGGUGGUCCCAGAAGCUUUCCUGCCGUUCUUUAUCAAGACUGUUGGUCACUUCUCUAAGUACAUUGUGCGGAACGGCAAAGACCAGCGGGGAGAGUUCCAGCGAACUAAUUUCUGUAAAGCAAUAGAAUCCAAGAGCACACGACGGUUUGUGAAGAAAUUUGUACAGACGCAGAUGUUCGAUCUCUUCGUUCAGGAAAUGGAACAGAGACCCGCCUCUCAGGACGGCACAGGGUUUUUUGACAAAAAGAUCGCUGAAUACCACAAAAAGAUGAGGGAGAAAGCCAAGAAACACUAGUGGAAGCACUCACCAAAGUAGCUGGUUGUAAAUCUUGUGUGAAAUAAAUCAGUCAGUAGUAAAUCAUUUUAAGGAAUGUAGAUAGAAUUAAAUGUCAGAUUGUUUUUUAUUUAUGUUGUCAUACGUUUACUGCUGUUUGUCAUUUGUGUCAGGGUCUUGUUGGGGGUUAUGGGUAACUGUAUUGUGAUAAGCUGCUGUAUUUAAUGCAUGUAAAGCUUGUUUCAACUAGAAGCGUUUUGACCAGAAGGUUCAAUGUCACAGAAACUGAGCCAGUGGAAACAUGCUGAAUUCAAAAACAAAACAGAUUCAACGAAUGAAAUUAA